AUGGCGUUCCUGCUACGCCGCCGGCAACCCGAAAAUCCGGCCAUCAACGAAGCUGACCGCGUCGAACCGACCGACGGGUCGCUCGGUCAGUCCGAGGUCUUUGGGCGUAAAGUCGAAGUGCCAUUCCUCGUCCAUGACUUGAUCGCCAAUAGCGAAAGCAACUACAAUCAAUUCAUGGCACUCGGGAUUGUGGGAGCCGCGGGUAGCGGAAAAACUACCAUCUGUCAAAUGAUUUUCGACAGCGCGGACGUGCGGAAGCACUUCCUUCCUCGGAUCUGGGUUUGCAUGACGAAACAACCCAGCGAUGACCCGGACCCGAAGCUCGCCGUCGCCAAGAGGAUGCUGACUUGCCUCGGAGAAGACGAGGAGAUCAUCGAGGAGAAGAAACGCGAGAAAGAUGGAGUUUCGGGGUUGGUCUCUCUUCUGCAUCGGCAGUUAGUGGGCAAGAGGUACCUGAUCGUGCUAGACGAUGCUUGGGAUACGGAUGAAUGGUACCAUAAACUGGAUUUGGGCUUCGAUUACUCGAUCCAGCAGCACAAGCCAAAUAAAGGCAAGAAUGUCGCCUGCGUUCACUCGACGGAUUGGAGUCGAAGCCUGGCUUUCGGGCUGCCGAAAGGAUACGGCGGAGCCGUGAUCGUUAAUGGCGGGAGCAAUAAAUUGGUGGAGAUGAUGGUUGGUAAGGAAAAUCUGCACCAUCUUCUUCCUCUGGAGGAAGAAGAUUGCUGGGCCAUAUUCAAAAACGCAGCUGGUGUUGACCCUGCGCUCGAUCCUCAGGUAGAAGAAUUUCGGGGAAUCGUCAGGCAAGGAGCAGGUGGCCACCCAUUUCUGGCGAAACUGAUGGGCCAGUGUCACCGUGACAUGAUGCAAUCGCAACCACAGACCGAAGAUGCAGCACCACGGCAGGCGGCUGAUGACAGCGGGGGCGUGACAACGAACCAGCCGAACCCGAGCACGACUCUGGGGUCUUCGCAGGUCAAGUUGCCUUUUCGCUGGAGUAGAAGCAAGACAAAGGGGUUCUUCGGAUUGAGCAGAAGUGAUACAAUGGGGUCCUGA
Syzygium oleosum is the source of this 1053-nucleotide messenger RNA. RefSeq names its product probable disease resistance protein At4g19060. Bases 1 to 1053 code for a protein of 350 amino acids. NCBI's taxonomy places the organism in Eukaryota, Viridiplantae, Streptophyta, Magnoliopsida, Myrtales, Myrtaceae. Gene Ontology annotation, molecular function: ADP binding. Gene Ontology annotation, biological process: defense response to other organism. The record is from RefSeq and is a predicted model, not a curated record. The transcript is spliced from 3 exons.